GCAGCGCUGCCAGGCUUGUCGCCCCCGGGGCGCGCGACGGUGCUCACCGUCGAGAGGUGCGCCGAGGAGUGGUGGCGAGCCUCGGACGUGCGCCAACGAAACGAGCGCGUCCUCAGCCUCCCCGAGCUUCGCGGAGCGCACGAGGCGGCGGCGGCUAGCUUCGACAGGAAGCUCGGCGAGGCAGGCCCCGCGGGGGCCAUGCUCCGCAGUCUCCACUGGGCGGGGUGGACUUCCCCUUCAGCGACCUCUUUCAGGUCUCCCAGCGCGGGGGUGAUCAGCGCGCUGGAGACCUCGCCCAGACAGCUAGGCCGCAUUUUCAAGCUCGACGCGCUGGCGCAGAUCGAGCUGCGGGCCGACGAGGCUAUCAGGCGCCGUUUCAACCUCGGCGCGGACUUCGGUGGCAUUUGGUGGGAGGGAGCCCAGGCGGCCCUCAAGGGGAGCUACUGCAGCGCCUUGGAACGCCACGUGAUCGUCUCGUUGCUGGGCGGCACGUACUUGACGGGCGAGCGGGCCCGCGACCUUAGCUACCUUGUGGACGGCUCGUGCGCGGCCUGCGGGGUGCCAGACACCGUCGCCCAUCGCGUCGGAUGCUGCCCGCACUUCGCGGCGGGCCGCGCGGCGGAGACUGGCUGGCAUGGCGAUCUUGAGGCUGGCCGCUCGCUCUGUGACACGGUUUUGCUGGACCUGUGCCUGCCUUCGCCUCCGCCGCGGCUGCCAGAGCCGCCUCGUGGAGAAAUGCGCGCUUUCAUCGGGGAGCGCGAGGUGCCAGUCAAAGACUUUGUUGUUGUGCCAGGCGAGAAGAUAGCGGGAGAUGGGUCUUGCUCCACCUCUCCUCUCACCUCCCUCGUGCGGGCGGGUUGGGGCGUCGUCCAGUGGGAUGCUGUGCAGGGCGUCCUGCGCAUGAUCAUCGGCUCGAUCCAUGCCGGGAUGCCGCAGUCCGCCGACCAGGCCUACGCAGGCCUGGUUAAACAAAAAUCCCACGUGCACGUCGUCGAGCAGCCCGCCUCCGAAGCGGAGUGGGCUGCCUGGCUCAAUGACCAGGCCGAUAAGGCCGCGAAGUUAGGAGCUCGCCUCCACGGCACCUCCACCUCCCUCGUCGCCGAUCUCGAGGACCGGCUCGCGAGGAUGAAGCAAUUUCUUCGAGGGGUCGCCCGCGUGCUGUGCACGGGCCCCACCCCGAAGCAGGAAUGGGCCGACCUGCGCAGGCCGCCCGCCUCUCGCGUGGCAGCCGCCAUGAUCGCCCACGAAUUCGUUGUGGUCGGCAG
This is a messenger RNA of Prorocentrum cordatum, 1265 nucleotides long. Lineage: Eukaryota; Dinophyceae; Prorocentrales; Prorocentraceae. The record is from the annotation of a GenBank genome assembly.